Messenger RNA from Neolamprologus brichardi, 3602 nucleotides. The record is from RefSeq and is a predicted model, not a curated record. NCBI's taxonomy places the organism in Eukaryota, Metazoa, Chordata, Actinopteri, Cichliformes, Cichlidae.
CGGAUGUUAGGCGGACGUUGUCGGUUAGCAACAAGUCUGACAACAGCGGGCUGCAGCGGGACAGCUGUUAGUCCGAGAACAGCGGCUGACCCGGGUUAGUUACUCUCUGAUCUCAACCGCGCCAAUAUGGAGGGCCGACCGGGGCGCGUGUGCUGCGCGCGAUGGAUCCACCCGCUGUGAGGUUGUGGACCAGGCGCGUGAAGGAGUCCGUCCACGUCCCCGGCGCGUGUUUAAAAAUGAUUCAUUAGAGCGGAGCUAACGGCAGGAUGAAGCACCGCAGCUAACUUUAUUUACACUCGCACUCACUACAGGGACACGGGACUGCUGGGUGACGUCAUGGACUCCCUGCUGGACUUUGAGGAUUGCGUCAAAGACUCACCUGAGUUCAGGCUGGCUCUGGAUCAGUUUGAAACAGAUGUUUCACAGCUGGAGACAAAACUGGACAAGGUGAUGAAGCUGUGUGGGAAGAUGGUAGAGGCGGGACAAGCGUACAGCACUGCCAAUAAGCUGCUGCUGAGCGGCCUAGCUGAGCUGUGCACCAAUCAGACGAAGGACAGCGUGAUCACAACCUGCUUGAACCAGUUCCACCAGGGCCUGCAGGAGAUGGUCAGCUUCCACACUCUCAACACCUUCAAGACUCAGCAGAAGGUCGACAUCUUAAACUCUAUGUUCUCCUUCGUCCACGCUCAGUUCACCUUCUUCCACCAGGGCUUUGACCUGCUAAGAGACCUCGAGCCCACCAUGAAAACCAUGGCAGCGCAGCUGUCACAGCUGUCUGCAGACUGCACGGCCAAGAGGAAGGAGCUGGAGAACAGACACCUGCUGGUCCAGCAGAGGGACGCUUCAGGUGAGCCGAUGGUCAGCGCGUGUCCUGGCAAUGAUGACAUCAUCCGGGGUUACCUGUUCAAACGCUCGAGGAGGAAAUCUAAAAUGUGGAAGAGAUCCUGGUUCACCAUCAGAGACAACCAGCUCAUAUACAGGAAGUCCCACAAGGAGGAAGCUGUGGUUCUGUUUGAGGAUCUUCGACUGUGUGCUGUCAAAUCUCUGGAUCACGUGGACCGACGCUUCUGCUUUGAGCUGCUCUCCGUCCAGAAGUGUUGUGCUCUGCAGGCCGACUCGGAGCAGCUGAAGCAGGCCUGGCUCAGUGCUCUGCAGGGCAGCAUCGACCUCGCCUACAGAGAGCGAACCGACACUCAGCUGACGCAGCCUAAGGAGCUCCCCCCUCUGCAUUGUGGCGGGGACGUCUCUCCGGGCCCUCCCGCCCAGAGGCCGGCAGCAUUGAGCGUGGCCCUGAGUGGCCCUGGGAACCAGAGGUGCUGUGACUGCGGGGAGGAAGAGCCUCGCUGGGCCUCCAUCAACCUGGCAGUCACCAUGUGCAUCGAGUGCUCAGGCAUACACCGGAGCCUCGGAGUCCAUCUGUCGAAGGUGCGAUCUCUCACUCUGGACUCCUGGGAGGCCGAACAGCUGAAGCUGCUGUGCGUUCUGGGAAACGAUGUGAUGAACCAGAUCUACGAGGCGCGAUGUUCAGAGGAGGGACGACUCAAGCCCCGAGCCGACAGCCCACGGGCCGAGAAGGAGGCGUGGAUCAAAGAGAAAUACGUGGAGAAGAAGUUUGUUCAGGCCAACGGCGCUCAGCAUCAUCGUCAUAAGGACUCAGCCAUGCUACGUCUCUAUCAGGCGUCUUUGGCAGGAGACCUGGUUGUGUGCCUGCUGCUGAAGAGAGGAGCCAAUCAGUACGCAGUGGACGAGAGAGGUCAUGACCCUCUGGCCAUCGCCGUGGAAACGGCCAAUGCUGACAUCGUCACUCUGCUCCGGAUGGCCCGGAUGAACGAGGAGAUGAGGGAUUCGGAGGGAGCCUUCGGCGCCGCGGGAGAUGAUGAGACGUUUCAGGACAUCUUCCGGGACUUCAGCGACAUGGCGUCACAUGACCCGGAGCGACUGAGCCGGCGACACUUCAGCCGAGGAGGGGCGGAGGAAGAGGAGGAGGGGUAGUGUUGAAAGGAUGGAGAGCGGUGACGGUAACCGUGUAAAUUAUUCUGUCAGGAGUACCAGCCCACGCAGGAGGAAGACCUCAGACACCUUCUUGGAUUACCGUUGAUGGAGAACCGUCACCGACCUUCAGAUAACCACGAGUGCAGCUGAAAAUAUUUCCUCUCAUAUUAACCUCAGAUUAUUGAAUCUAAAUAUAUUUUAUCUGAAUAAUCACGUCUUAACUCUCAUGAGAGGAGAUCGAUGUUACAGAGGUUUGUCCUCAGUCACGCGACUUUACUUCAGGAUGUAGUUACAGCUAGCGCCCCCUGCUGGGCACAGUUAAUCGUUACUAAUUUACUGUGAAGAUACUGACACGUCCUGAAAAACUUCCAACAGCACUUUAUGUCCUCACAAUUCAGACAGCAUUCCAGAAAACGUUUCCAGAUGUUUCCGCUCCUGCGCCGAAAAAUAGGAAUCACCGAAAGCUGGAGCGGAUCUCUGGGAAUGAAGGUGGUGCUGUUUGAGCUCUGACAGCUGAUGGAGCUACAGCCUCCACCUUUUGUUUUAAUCUGUCUCUGUUUGAAAGUCCCAGCUCGGUAAUAACAAGGAAAUACAACAACAGUAACGUGUGACCUCACCACACAGUGAAGGGUAAUAACAGACACGUUUUGGUAUCGUGGUUUUUAGAUGUUUGUUAGACUGAAAUGUCUUUAAUGUAAUAACAAAUACAACGACAGGGGAACAAGAGAGGAUACUUUUAACACUCUGAAACCCUUUAAACAAUAAAAUGUUUAAUAUUUGGAGGUGAAUCUUUAAUAUAGUGACGUUUAUGUGCUAACAUGUUUUUACAUUCUGGGACAAAUUCGGAUUAAAUUGAUCCAAAGUUCUCCCUCGUUUGAAGGUAAUGUAAAUAAUUAUUACCUCGUGUCUUCUGCUGUAUUUCACAGUAAUAUUUACAACUGGAACCAGAAAAACGCGUCUGAACGUAAACCUUUCAGCUGUUACUGUAAAUAUUUGGCUGUCAUUUCCACGUUUUUACCGAGCUGUGACGGAGCUUCGCUGAUACUGAUGGAGGAAGAAGAAGCGUCAGGGUUGAAAUAACCUCCCUUAAUGCCCCGUGUUUAACAGUGUGUCCAAAAGGGAUUUCAGACUUUUGCUGCUCAUCUGUUUUUAACUGUUUGUGUGACUGAACGAGGCCGCGAGGCUCGUCUCUGACUGAAUGUUUGACACAGCAGGACGCGUCGAAUCACGCCGAUGACGCCGUUCGUUACUGCUGUGAUGCUACUGCUCAAUAAAACCACUGAAGAAGAGUCUCUGAUGUUUGUUCUCACCAAUCACACUUUGAGCUCCAGCUGUUUUAGACAGUUUGCUACAGUAAUUCAUACCUGUCCACCUGUGGAUUUCACAAGCUCCGCCCACCGUCUGCGCACCUGCGAGCACAGAUGUAAAAAAUAACACACUUUCUGUUUGUUGUUCUCUGAAAAAACAUUUAAAAAUUAAACAUCCAAACGUGAGCCGAUGAGUGGAAAUAAAAAGCAGGGCGGGACUAAAACUUUACCUGAACGAAGGGGUGUGGCCUAACAUUUCAAAAUGUCUGUUUUUUUGUUUUAAAUAAAGUCUGUUUCUGAUGG